GCUCCUCAUCUGUAGAUGACACCAGCAGAUGUUUGUGGAGCUGGCAUGAAAAUGGCUUCUCAGUGGAACACUGCCCGUGUGAGCAGUGCAGAGAGGAAGGUGCCCCACACCCGUAUGGAGGAUGAGGCUGACCUCCAGCAAAUAUGCUCAUUUGGGAGGAAAUUAGGUCAAGGUAGCUUUGGGGUCAUCUGUGAAGCCACCCACAACGAGACAAGGAAGAAAUGGGUUAUUAAGAAGGUGAACAAAGAGAAGGCUGGAAGUUCAGGUGUCAAACUGUUGGUACGGGAAGUGAGCAUCCUGAAACGUGUGAACCAUGCACACAUAAUACAUCUGGAGGAAGUCUUUGAAACACAAAAGAGGAUGUAUCUGGUUACUGAGCUGUGUGAGGGAGGGGAGCUGAAGGAGCUCCUUCAGAAGAGCACACGCUUCACAGAGGAGGAGACCAGGCACAUCAUCAACAGCCUGGCUGAGGCCAUCGUCUACCUGCAUAAGAAGGACAUAGUUCACCGGGACCUGAAACUGGAGAACAUUCUAGUGAAGAGUUAUCAUCAUGGUGAUGAUAAUGACAUGAUCAAUAUCAAGGUGACAGACUUUGGGUUGUCAGUGAAGAAGGGGGGUGUUGGCAGUGAGAACCUGCUGAAAGCCACCUGUGGGACUCCUAUCUACAUGGCUCCUGAGGUGAUCAAUGCUCAUGAGUAUCAGCAGUGUGAUGUGUGGAGUAUUGGGGUCAUCAUGUACAUGCUGCUGUGUGGGGAACCUCCAUUCAUCGCCACCUCUGAGGAAAGACUCUUUGAGAUAAUCAAGAAGGGAGAAUUCCACUUUGUCGGACCCAUCUGGGACUCUAUCAGUGAUGCAGCCAAAAAAGUGUUGAGUUGCCUCCUGAAAGUUGAACCCCCCCCUCGCAUCACAGCCAAUGAGCUGCUGGAUAACCCCUGGAUACAGGGUGACACCAACACUUUGGCCACACCCACCAACGUGCUGGAGAUGAUGCGUCUGUACCGGGAUGACCCAGAGGAGAAGGAGAGUGAGGUGGUCAGUGACGUGCUGAACGAGCUCUCUGUCAGCUGCUCCCAGGACAGCCUGAUGAUUACAACUCUUCAUCAUUCAAUUGUUUUUCAAAUUUGUCACACGGGCCAUUGA
Molecule: messenger RNA, 1140 nt
Organism: Oncorhynchus gorbuscha (pink salmon)
Lineage: Eukaryota; Metazoa; Chordata; Actinopteri; Salmoniformes; Salmonidae
Product: serine/threonine-protein kinase 33-like
Biological process (GO): protein phosphorylation
Molecular function (GO): ATP binding; protein kinase activity
Source: RefSeq, a predicted model, not a curated record